Molecule: messenger RNA, 1599 nt
Organism: Dunckerocampus dactyliophorus (ringed pipefish)
Lineage: Eukaryota; Metazoa; Chordata; Actinopteri; Syngnathiformes; Syngnathidae
Gene: cenpn
Product: centromere protein N
Exons: 10
Coding region: 261-1292 (343 amino acids)
Biological process (GO): chromosome segregation; CENP-A containing chromatin assembly
Source: RefSeq, a predicted model, not a curated record
UCUGGGUAAAACCACCAUUUUCAGCACUUUACUGCGGCAGCGGUUAACACACUACUACUCCAAUACAACAGGGGGCGCUAAAACAAACUAGUGAUACUUUUUUGGCGUUUUUUGAUUGGUUGGUUUGUUUGCUGCUUGAAGGCGGUUUGUUUGGAGAAGAGGACGCGCUUGUUUGAGCUAUUCCGACUUGACAGAGUCUAUCAUUGUGUUUAAGGCAACUUUUAGGUACCCAAACUUAAGUUGCCUAGAGUUUAAGAACAAUGGAAGACCCGAUGAAAUACCUGUUGCGUCGCCUUGUUCGACGGAUACCGGCUCAACUUCUCAAACCAACGCUGGAGAAGUGGGGCCGCUUGACUAUGGCUCAAAAACAAACCAUCGAUUUUACUCAAUCGAAAUGGGCGAUAACGGACACACUUCUCGCCUUUUGUGAGGAAAAUGGAUGGACAAUUAAACAUAUCGUAGAGUUAGAGCUGACAUAUGUCAUUGACAAUCCAAACCAGGGGUUGUGGCACGCAUUCCAGCUGAUGGACCCUGAAGCUGAUGCCCAAGCUGUGGAGUUGCUGCAGUUCAAGGAACAAUUUAAAUCCCACCUCAGUGAGCUCGUAAGAAACGUGUCUGUCAAGAUAAAGAAGAACACGGAUGAAGCUGUAUGGAUCCGCAUUGCGUGGGGUGACAGCUUCUCUCGGCCCAACAACUUAAAGCCAACAUAUGUUGUUCACUACCUCCAAAGUUGUUACGUGUUUGUGACCAGACUGACAUCCAAGCAAAAGCCCCUGUUGUCCCAGGCUUUAAUCAUAGCCACCAGACAUCAGGCUAUCAAGGAUGCUCACCUCAGUGGACCGAAACUCACGGCAAUCCGGGACCUGCUGAUGCAGCAAUAUGAGCAGGUGUUCCCAACCAACUAUCCCAGCCGUCUUCCCAGUCAAACACACUCACACCCCCACAUAGAGCGAGAACAAGCCGAGGCUGAAGUGAACAGACUUCAAAUGGCCCGGGAAGCAUUUGGUGGCGGCAAUUUACCACAGCUACAAUCUGUAGUUUACAAGCUGGAGACAAAGUUCAGAGACCCAACCAACAAGACAAUGACUGAGCAAGAGAGACCCUUCAAGUGUAUGGUCAAAUUUGCAAGCACCAACAUAUUGGAGUCACUCAGGCACUGUGCUUCUUCAGGAAUCGCUUCCACCCCAGUUACACUUUUGCUCUCGUCCAUUCCCCGAAAAGGAAGAAAUUAUUUUGUCAUCACAGACAAUGUCCCGGGACCCUCUUCACAACCCGACCAACCACCCAACUAAGCUGUUACAGGACCAUAAAUAUUACAAUAUAACCUGUUUUUUUUUACUGUUGAUGGUUAUCUUUUAAAACUCAGUGACGCACCAUGAUCCAUGAUUUGUGGUGUUGCACAAUUAUGUCCAUUCUAUGAUUCAAAUGUUGACAAUUGCAUCAUUUUGUGUGUAUUUUUAAAAUUACAAAUGUUACUUAUAUUGAAAUCUAUUAAAUAUCCAAAUUGUAUAUGACAAAUGUAUGCUUUUUAAGUCUGUAACAAAUUGAUUGUCUACAAAUGAUUGUAAUCCCCAAAGUGAAGGAGUUAAAUAAAAUGUA